This is a messenger RNA of Chaetomium fimeti, 1735 nucleotides long. RefSeq lists its product as uncharacterized. The record is from RefSeq and is a predicted model, not a curated record. Lineage: Eukaryota; Fungi; Ascomycota; Sordariomycetes; Sordariales; Chaetomiaceae. The transcript is spliced from 2 exons. The coding region runs from base 343 to 1653 and encodes 436 amino acids.
AACCUCCGCUUUCAGCCUUGCUAGGUUGGAAUGGACCACCCCCCAGCCUCCAUCGCAACUCACUCACCAGACUGGAGCCAGGCAAACCCGGUUGUCCUCACUUGCUAUCUCGAAAAUAAGGCCACAAAUCACCUAAACAUGCUCCGAGAAAACACAGUCAAAAGAAGUACUUCUUAUAUCACUGCAGUAAUACCCUCGCAAACAAACAGACGAUCGCUGGGAGGAGUCAACCUCGUCACACCCGCUGUUGGGCCUCCCUCUUUCCCGACUUGAAUACUCGACCAACCCACCCUUCUCUUGGUUUUGCAAAAACCUCGUUAGGCCGACGCCGGCUUCACAAACAUGGAACCACAACCACAAGCACCAUCGUUGCCACCUCACAAAAGCACUCCGGCUCGGCGACGCGCGAGGCGACCCGUCAACUCGCCUGCGCGCAGGACCUAUGCUUCCGAGAACGAUAUGCCGAGUGAGGCCCUCUUCCCGAUCGAGCUCGCGGGGCCGUCUACCCCCCAAAAAUCGGCCUCCAACAGUCCCGUCCCGUCAUCGCAGCCCCAUCAAAAGUCGAAGGCUAGAAACGGAAACAAAGGGCGAGCAAAACAAGUAUCGUCGCCCGGGCCUGCAAAGCAAGGCCGGACAACGCCCCCGCAGACAACAGCAAUCAAACCGAUCACCGCAGCCGCCUUUGCCGGCGCAACUUUCCAUGCAUCCCCGGCGCCCGACUCCCUUCCCAUCCCAAGCUUCCUGUCGAGGGCCCUAGACUCGCCUUCGGUGCAGGAAACCGAUCACGCCAGCCGUGAGCCGUCCCCUCCUGCGACCGACUCCGAGGCCGCUCCCACGCCCCAGCACCGUCUCCUACCCACCGACGCCCCCCCGCAUGAGUCCCCUCUCGAUAUUUUCUUCCGGGCCGACAGGGCCGAGAAGGAGCGGGCGCGCAGGGCAAGUUCCGCCAACAUCCUCGGGUCGCAGCCGGUUCCGUUUUCUCCUCCCUCCCAGAUCCGUUCUCCGACAGAACCGAAGACGCUGCCCGGGGCAAUGUUCAGCGCUGGCAACCGUCGCCCCUUUCCCCAACGCAAUCCUUCAUCCGGUAUCCCCACCAGCGAGCUCGACGGCGUGCCGAGCUCAGUGAUUGGCCCGGCGCUCUCCAAGCCUUUCCAGGAACGGAUUCGAGAGGCUCGAUCCAGCAAGAAGCAGCCCGAGCCCGCACAAAACCCUUUGCCAUCUCCGCAGGACCAGGCGGCAAUGGAUAUGAGCGAGAGGUUAAAGAGGUUCCUGGCUAUCCCUCCGAACUCAAGCGAACGGGCUCCUCCUCUGGGGCAUUCGGCGGUCCAAACGGCGCACCAGACGGCGCCCCAGCCCUCGUAUCCCUUCUUGUCAGGUGGUCACCCCCCGCAGCCCGCCAAUUUCCUGCCCCCCUUCUCAGCAGGAGGCCAAUCAUCGAGGUCCACCAGUAUGGUCUCUCCCUUCGCCCCGGAGGCUGCCCCAGGCAUCUCGCCGCCGGCAUCGUCGAGCGGCACGCCUCCGGCCACCAACAACCCGACGGAUGGCCGGUCAGCCGACCUCUUGCACAUGGAGGACAACCUGCGGCGCAUGCUAAAGAUGAAUUCUGGGCCGGCCCCGGCAACGCCGCCGCGUCCUAAUUAUCGGAGUUCUUGACACCGGCCGGGGCCGGACCUGCGGGGCCAAGUUCUUCCCCAGCGGAGGGGAAGUAAACAAAGCUAUAUUUGCGACAGCUUUC